AUGACUUCCCUUAUCUCUCGUCCGAUACUUGACUUAUCUGUCUCGUAUGACUGUGAUUCCACCAUCUCCUUGUACAAUGUAUGGAAAGUCACCAAUCACGAAUGUCUCGCGUGCAAACAGGCGCCACUGCUGCGCCUUAACAAUCGUCUGUGGCGACUCUUGAACGAAAAGCUACUCCGCUGCCUGCUGCGAAAGAUAGACCAUUCCUAUCUCGACUUGAACAAUGCACCUUUGCAUGCGGAAUCCGCCGGACUACCUACUCUGAGGCUACUCCAUCACCACCACGAGUUGGAUGGUGGUCUUACCGAAAAAAUCGCGUCCGAUAUAACCUCGGGCCGCCGCUCCAGUCUAGCUUCUGAUCAUCUUUCAGAUCACAAGUUAGAUCAAAAGUUAGAUCACAGGUUAGAUCAUCUACAUCCAGCUUCUGCUCAUCUUCUGAAGUCGGAGCUGGUUGUCUCCUCUCCUCCUUCUCAGUCACAUGUGCCAGCAGCAAGACCUUCGCUCUUCCUGAACUCAACUGCUGGCGCUCAUGGAUCCCGUUUGACGCUUGGCAACUCCGCCGAUGACGAAGAUCGCUCGUUUGACUCUGCCGAUGACACUUCCGAUAUUUCUGAAGUCGAUGAGUAUGAAUAUUCUGAUGACGAUGACGUGCUUUAUGAAAGCAGUGAGGAGAGCAAUUGUAACCACCGCAUGAAACAAAGUCGGUUUGUUGACCACGAAUCCGACCUGGCCUCGCCUCUCAAUAAGGUUCUGAAUCUGUGUAAUCUGUCCAACGGGUCAAAUGCGUCCAAUCUGCACCAUUUGUCUCCGGUGUUGAGUAAGGCUGCAAAGGUGCCUCCGCUGGACGUGUCGCCCCAUAAUACUCUCUACAGUGACCAGCAGAAUGACCCAAAGGUGGAACUGAAGAAUAUCUUCUACAUUGCACAUACACCUUCUCCGCCUGAGAGGAACGGAGAAAAUAAGAACGUCAAGAGACAGGACUCUCUUUUCGGCCAUGGCUUAUCGACUAAAGUGUCCAACCACCUUUCGAGUGUUUCGUCCACGGAUAUCUCUGACGAUGAGUACGAUCUGGAUGCUGAAGAUGCGGAUGUGGUAUCACCGAUUGUGAAAACGUCUCGUGCAAGCAAAAGCACCACCGAAGAUAACGACAGCGAGUGGAUGUCUGUGUCUUCAGACGGUGAGCAGGUAACAGAUUCUCCUCGGACACAGCCUCUUUCGUUUUCGAAAAUUAUACCUGCAAGAACGGCUCUUGAAACCGUUCCUGAUAAUGCGUCUCUAACUGAUGUCACUCGGAAAGCGUCACCAGUGUUGAACAAACCCCGCUCGCUUUUGUCUGGUUUGUUCUUGAAUGAAAUGGCACAAAAUACCACAGGCUCUCCAACUUCGGCAAAGAGCUUCUCCCACCCCACAAAUACCCUUCCUAAACCAGUGUUGAAGAGAUCUUCGACGACAGGAGUCAUUACCGUGGAUAAAAACAUGAGGGCCCGCGAUCAGGUAAAGGGUCUGAGGACUUCUAUCAUUUUUUCGAAGCGAUACGCUUCUUUCACCGAUAUUUCUAGGAGGAUGGGGUUGUACAGGUCGCCUGUGCUCUUUGUGGAAGAAGAGGAGGCGCCAGGAGAAACUAAACUGGACGCCGUUAACAAGUCAGACUCGGAGAGCUUGCUUGCUAAACAAACAUCCAGUGUUGAGCUAUCCAAGUUCAUAGCCACGGCUACGCCUGCCAACCCAAGCAUCAAUGUCAGUGCUAGUGGGCCUAUUGCGAGUGUCAACAAGUCGCCCACGUACGAUGGUACCGAAGGAGCUCUUUCCAGUAGUUUGAGCAAGUACUCGUCCUUAUACCCAAGUGCUGGGAGCUCCUUCAAGAACAUCUUAUCUAAAAGUUCCUUGAAUAUUUCUAGUUAUUUUGGACUGAACAAGUUGAGCAAGUUGAAGUCUCUGAACCACAUUGCGAAGUCUGAGACAUUCAAAUCGCCACCGCGGCAGAGUGAGCCGCUUCCUUCACUGUUUGCGGGAUACCUAUCCCAGCAGAAUUCCCAGGAGGCCUUCGAAAAUCUGGAAUCGUUUUCAAAGUCAUCUUCUAAGGUAAUCAAGGUGGCCCCCAAUCCGAUCAAAGAUUUCGAGCCGUCUGUAGAAAUCAGCGAAUCCCUCAAGGAUUCGCUAAUGAUCGACCAUAAGCUUGGGAAAAUUCCGUUGCCUGAGAGGGUCAUCCGGGACGAUGAAUUGUUUGGCAAUGAUCGGACAUAUGUGGAUGACUCAAACGACUACUAUUCCAAGGGUUGGUGA
Molecule: messenger RNA, 2283 nt
Organism: Sungouiella intermedia
Lineage: Eukaryota; Fungi; Ascomycota; Pichiomycetes; Serinales; Metschnikowiaceae
Source: the annotation of a GenBank genome assembly